Molecule: messenger RNA, 886 nt
Organism: Nycticebus coucang (slow loris)
Lineage: Eukaryota; Metazoa; Chordata; Mammalia; Primates; Lorisidae
Exons: 4
Coding region: 1-762 (253 amino acids)
Source: RefSeq, a predicted model, not a curated record
AUGCCAGCAUUCUUGGACACUAAAAGUUCAAAGAUGAGUCUAUCUCAGUGUAUUGCCAUCAGCCAAAAGAAGGUUCCCAUCUACGACUGUGCCCUGUCUUUACAACUACCCAUAUCCAAUGAUCAGUUAAUAUGGAUUCAAAGCCUGGCUCCCUUCUCUCAGUUUGGAAAGACAAUGUUAAUGAUGCCUACCCAAGGAAAUAGACAGCAGAAUAUUGAAACUUUUACUAGAGACUUUCACUUGGAAGUCAGCAGUAGUCGGUGGUUUGUACUCCGGCGACCAGAGCUGGCCCUUCCCUCAUCCCGGCGCCUGGGCAGGACGCGCAGCAGCGCAGCCUCAGGGGGCCGGGCACAGCGCAAUUCUGCCCGCCCGCGCAUACUAUGGCUGGUCUCGGAAGCCCUGGAUAGAGGGGCCGCACCUGCGCGGAGACGCCCUGACCGCUCACGCCCUGUUGGGGAAGACUGGAAGCCCCCAGCGCGCGCUGAGUCCCUGUCUCCGCCGGAGGUCUGCGCCUGGCCCGAGCCCCUCCCAGCCGUGACCCGGCCUCCACCGCAGGAGGGACGCUCCAUCCGCCCGACCCGCAGCGGCCACAGUGAACUUUCCGGGUAUCCCGGCUCUGAACAGUGGCUCCCAGUGUUUGAACCGAGUAUGAUGCUGAAGGGGGAUGAAAGAAUGACAAGGCAGAAUCUACAAGACAGAAUCUCCCCAAGAAAUCAAAUUGGCCAAAACAUGAAUCUUGGACUACUCAGAUUCCAGAAAUAACCUGAGACUGAGUAAUUUAUUAAGAAAAGACAUUGGCUGAGGAUUCUGAUGACUGAGAAGUCCAAAAGCAUGGCACUAGUGUCUGCUCAGAUUCUGGUGAUGACAAUGUACUGGAUCAAGAUAU